Molecule: messenger RNA, 1965 nt
Organism: Varanus komodoensis (Komodo dragon)
Lineage: Eukaryota; Metazoa; Chordata; Lepidosauria; Squamata; Varanidae
Product: zinc finger protein 436-like
Exons: 6
Coding region: 1-1965 (654 amino acids)
Biological process (GO): regulation of transcription by RNA polymerase II
Molecular function (GO): DNA-binding transcription factor activity; RNA polymerase II cis-regulatory region sequence-specific DNA binding
Source: RefSeq, a predicted model, not a curated record
AUGGAGGCUGCCCUUCCCACCGGCCCCGAACUGGAGGGGGGGCUGGAUAUGUCCAAGGACGCCACCUCUGCAGGGCGCACCGAAAGCCUGUCACAGCAGCCAGCAUGGCGAGUGGCCGGCGAGGAACCGCGCAAAGCGCUGCAGCACCCUGGAGAAGGCCUGUGUCUGCCGCUUCCAAGGGCACCCGAUUCUCCGCAGAGGGAAUGGGGGCACGUAUUCUUGAUGGAAACGCCCCCGUGUGACAACGUCAGAGCCUUCCUUUCCUCUUUCGAGCAGAUUGCUGAGGCCUGUCAGUGGCCGAGCGAGGAGUGGGUGGGCCGGCUCCUGCCGGCACUCAGCCAGGAUGUUGAACAGGCCUUGAGCAGGCUGGAAGUCAGGGACCGGGGAAAUUAUGGGAAAGUGAAAGCCGCCAUCUUGCGGGAGGACGCCCUGAGAAUUGAGGCACUGCGGCAGCACUUCAGGCAGUAUCGCUACCCGGAUGUCGAAGACCCCCGAAAGGUGCCGUUGCAGCAGGUGAUCGGGAGUUCCCUAGAGGGCAAGGACAUCCAUCAGAGACACGUCUACACGGAUGUGACACACAAAGGUGACGGAGACAUGAAUUUGCUGGCCAGUGGAGCAGCGUUCCCAAGCCGGACCUGUUUGUCACUUCCCCCCGAGCGACAGGAAAUGGCCGAAGCUGGCCUGACUGAGGGGCUGCUGAGCUUCGAGGAGAAGGUGACCUCUUUCCGGAAGGAAGAGCAAGCUUCAGCGCAUCCGAGCCAAGGGACCGUGUUCUGGCAAGUCAAAGAGGAGACCUGUGGGAACGAACCGUCCUUGGGUAACAGAAGAGAGAUCAAGAUGGAGACUUCUCAUCAAACGAGGCCGGAUGGAAUCUCUCAAGGGAAUGUUUCUCUGGUGACCGAAAUCCCAGAGGAAAGAUUUGAGUCCAAAGGACAACAGAGGGAGAGCAAAUGCUGUGACCAUUCGGAAGGCCUUACAGCUCCAGUUCAUGAAAGCACAAUGGUCAUCGGGACAGAAAAGCCGUUGCUCUCCAGUUAUGGAAGGAUUGACCAGUACGGCUUGGGACUUAAGCUGAAUGCCGAAGAGAAUCCUUAUGAAUGCUCUCUGUGUGGGGAAAGCUUCCAGCAAGAAUGUUACCUUGCUGCACACCAGAGAAUCCACACAGGAGAAGAACCAUAUGAAAGGUCUCAGAGUGGGAAAGCCUUUCCUCAAAGAGAAAUCUGGGAUGGCCGUGAGAAUAGUCCGAUGGAAGAAAAACCUUAUCAAUGCCCGGAGUGUGGGAAAAGAUUCAGCUACAGGGCAACGUUAAUGAGACAUCGGAGAAUCCAUACUGAGGAGAAGCCACAUAAAUGUUCUCAUUGUGGUAAAAGCUUCAGCCAAAGAACGAACCUGAUGAGUCAUCAGAGAAUCCACACGGGAGAAAGACCUUUUCAGUGUUCGCAAUGUGGGAAAGUCUUCAGGUGGCAAUUGCAUUUGAAGAGACAUCAGAAAAUCCACACGGGAGAGAAACCACACAAAUGCCCCGACUGUGGGAAAAGCUUCUCUCGGAGAGAUACUUUGAUAAAUCAUCAGAGAACCCACACAGGAGAGAAACCGUACGAAUGCCCCGAUUGUGGGAGAAACUUCAAUCAUCCAUGUAACUUAAUUGAACAUCAGAAAACCCACACAGGAGAGAAACCCCAUGAAUGCCUCGAGUGUGGGAAAAACUUUUCUCGGAGAGACACGUUGAUCAAACAUCAGAGAACCCACACAGGAGAGAAGCCUUAUGAAUGUCCUGAGUGUGGGAAAAGUUUCAAUCAUCCAUGCAGGUUGAUCGAUCAUCAGAAAAUCCACACUGGAGAGAAGCCACACAAGUGCCCUGACUGUGGGAAAAACUUUUCUCGGCGAGAUACUCUGAUCAGACAUCAAAGAACCCAUGCUGAAGAGAAACCUUAUGAGUGCCCUGGACUAAAGAAGUUCAUCUAA